GUUGUCAUUUUAAGUAAAUAAUUAGUGUCAGUGCAAGUAAAGGCUGUUGCAGUGAAGUGCUGCUGCAGAGAGAGGCCAUACCGCGAGCUGCUAAGUCUGUAAGAGGUAACACCACAGUUCUAAUCCAAAGUUCAGCAGAACAACAGGAAUCCAAGAGCCGAUUUACUGGGACUCACUACAAGAGCAGCCCAUAAGUUCACUUCUCUUUUGUAAAACUGCAUGGAACCAAGCUUUUGAUGAGUGCCAAGGUGUGUGAAGUCUGUUAAUGAAGAAACCUCCAUCCAUUCAGAGGCCAUUGGAGAGCGACUGUAUUUAUGAAGCCUAUUACAGCAGAACCAUGGCAUUUGGGGACCUCCUGGAGACAGUGGGCAGUACAGGACGCUUUCAGAUUGUGCAUGUGACUCUUUUGGCUAUACCAGUCAUGAUGAUGGCCAGCCACAACCUGCUGCAAAACUUUGUAGCUUAUGUCCCCUCUCACCACUGUUCCCCGCCCACUAACCUGUCCCAAAGACCACUGAGCCCAGAGGACACCCUGCUUGUCACUGUGCCCCUGGAUAAAAUGGGGAGACCGCAGAGAUGCCAGAGAUAUGCCUCUCCACAGUGGCACCUGCUGGAUAACAACAGUAUUGCAGCAGCAGAAGAGCUAUCGGUGAAAGAGGUUGAGCUGCAGGACUGUACAGAUGGGUGGACUUACAACAUGAAUGAGAGGGACUCUAGUAUUAUAUCAGAUUGGAACAUGGUGUGUGACAUGCGAUCCCUGAAGCAGAUGUCUCAAACUGUGUACAUGGGAGGAGUCCUGGUGGGGGCCUUCCUCUUUGGAAGUCUGUCAGACAGAUAUGGUCGGCGCAUGCUGCUGAUCGUGUCCUACCUGCUCAUGGCGGUGAGCGGCACGUGUGCGGCCUUCUCCACCACCUUUUCUCUCUUCUGCCUCUUUCGUUUCGGCUGCGGCAUGGCUCUGUCUGGGCAAAGCCUCAACACUUUUUCUCUCAUUGUGGAGUGGAUCCCGACGCGUGUUCGGACAGUGACCGGCACAUUAGCAGGGUACUGCUAUACUGUUGGACAGCUCCUUUGGGCACUCAUCGCUUACUUUGUUCGGGAUUGGAGGUGGCUGACUUUGGCUGUGUCUCUGCCUUUCUAUGGUUUCUUCCUCGUUUCAUGGUGGCUUCAUGAAUCCUCCAGAUGGUUAGUCCUGAACCACCAACCUGAGAAAGCCAUCAAAAAUCUCAAGAGUGUUGCCAGAAUAAAUGGACGACGUGAAGAGGGAGAGAAAAUUGACCUCAAGGUGGUGCAGGAGUCCAUGCAGAAGGAGAUGUCCAAUUCAAAGGGGACAUACACCAUCCUGGAUCUCUUCAAGACUCCCACCAUGAGAAGAAUGACUCUAAGCCUUGCAGCAGUAUGGUUCUCCACCAGUUUUGCAUACUAUGGUCUUGCGUUGGAUCUACAGAAGUUUGGCGUGGACAUGUACUUGAUCCAGAUCAUCUUUGGUUGUGCUGAUAUCCCAGCGAAGCUCAUCAUCACCAUCACCAUGAGUCGAUUUGGCAGGAGGCCAUCACAGGCAGGAGCCCUGAUCUUAGCGGGAAUCUGCAUUUUAGUGAAUCUGCUAGUGCCUUAUGAUCAACCCAUCAUGAACACAUCUUUGGCAGUUUUGGGUAAGGGAUGUCUUGCCGCCUCCUUCACCUCCUGUUUCCUGUACACUGGAGAGCUCUACCCUACCAUCAUACGUCAGAAUGGGAUGGGUCUUGCCUCGAUGAUGGCACGUGUAGGGGCUAUGGUUGCCCCAAUGGUGCUGCUGGGUGGGGACUACAUCACAUGGCUGCCUGGUCUGAUCUAUGGAGGGGCUCCCAUCCUCACUGGAGCCGCAGCCAUGUUCCUCCCUGAGACUUUGGGCUGCUCACUGCCAGACACCAUCCAGGAUGUGGAGGACAGGGGGAAAGGUGGAAAACCCCAAAAGCCCAAAGACAGUGCUGCAGUUCAGGAUAACCUUAUAAAACAAGUGACUUGAGUAAAUAGGAAUAUGGGAAUAAUACUGAAUGCUGUGACACCACUGGACUGUUUCUGUAUAAAAAAAAGUUGAAAGUUUUCUCUCACUGAAGGUGUGAUGCUAUGUCUGCACAGGUCAAAAUUACAUUAAUUAUUAUGUAUAUUUUAGAAGAAAAAAUAUCUGUUGAGAUAACCUGAUUUACAUUUUUCUUGUUAUUUGACUCCACAACAGUAUGUGACAUUUUGAUAAAUUCAGUAAAAUGACUGCUUCUUCUUACAUGUCUUUCCAUUAAAUCACCUUUAUAUAACACAAAGUUGAUGUGAUGUUCAGACGAUGUACUGAGUAGACUGUAAGUAAUCUUUAGCUGUUCCUAAAAUGUAUUUAAAGCUAUAACAAAACAGC
Molecule: messenger RNA, 2383 nt
Organism: Boleophthalmus pectinirostris (great blue-spotted mudskipper)
Lineage: Eukaryota; Metazoa; Chordata; Actinopteri; Gobiiformes; Gobiidae
Gene: slc22a6l
Product: solute carrier family 22 member 6, like
Exons: 11
Coding region: 266-2002 (578 amino acids)
Biological process (GO): transmembrane transport
Cellular component (GO): membrane
Molecular function (GO): transmembrane transporter activity
Source: RefSeq, a predicted model, not a curated record